AUGGUCUCAAACUCGAACUUUGACGAGGAUCAAUGGGUUAUUCAAAUUCGUCGAACCCUAGACGAUGAGCUCGAAGACGGCACUGAAAUCCCUGUCAGCAUCUUCAAUGUCCCCAAAACCCUAAUGGUUUGUGAUCCGGAUUGUUACAUACCACAAGAAGUAGCAUUAGGCCCUUACCACUACUGGCGUCCUGAGUUGUAUGAGAUGCAAAGAUACAAGCUUGUUGCAGCUAAAACAACACAAAAGCAGCUUCAAAACAUCAAGUUUCACCACCUAGUCGACCAACUAAUGAAGUCCGAGGCGAUGAUUCGAGCUUCAUACCAUAAGUACCUGGAUAUCAACGGUGAAACCUUGGCUUGGAUGAUGGCCGUUGAUGCAUCAUUCUUGCUUGAGUUCCUUCAAACCUAUACUAUCAAGGAAGGUAAAGCGUGCAUGCUAACAAGAGUUUCAUCGAGUAUGUCACAUUUGCUUGAUAUUGAAAGGAGGAAAUCAGCACAUAAUGCCAUUCUUAGAGAUAUGGUGAUGCUUGAGAAUCAAAUCCCACUAUUUCUGCUAAGGAAGAUGUUGGAAUUUCGAUGUUCGUCAUUAGACUUGGCUGAUCAAAUGUUGCUCUCCAUGUUAAUGGGGUUCUGUAAAGAGCUUUCUCCGUUUAAGAUGAUCAAACAAUUGCCUAAUUUUGAUCAAGUUACGAAUUGUGCACACUUGCUAGACCUUCUAUACCGUGUGAUCGUGCCAAAAUGGGAACAAGAAGUCGAUGUUAACACUGUUGAAGUUGAUGAUCAAACGGAAGUUAAAGAGAGCAACGAAAGAUCCUUUGGGAAGUCAGUUUAUGUCAGACAACUUCUCGAUGAGGUUUGGAAGCUCCUUUCGAAUCUAAACGCUGGGCCGAUACCUUUUCUCAAAAGGGUAUUAUUUUCAGAACCUGCAGAAGUCAUAUCGAAGUUGCCCUUGAAUAUCAUCUCUGAGCUUCCUGGAUUUAAACUUUUGAAAAAACCCAUUGGAUGCUUAUUCUCCCCCAAGGACCAAGAAGAAGACAACCCCGAAGAUCAAAAUUCUUUGAACAACACCAUUAACAAACCUCCACUAGUGGAGGAAAUCUCAAUCCCUUCUGUUACUGAACUCUUGAAAGCCGGUGUAUCUUUCAUACCCAGUAGUAAUGACAACAUCUGCUCCAUUAGUUUCGAUGUUAAAACAGCUACAUUGUAUCUCCCUACUGUUAGUCUAGAGCUAAAUACAGAAGUGGUCUUGAGAAACCUAGUAGCAUAUGAGGCAUGCAAUGCAUUAGGGCCAUUGGUUUUUGCUCGUUACACUGAAUUGAUGAAUGGGAUUAUCGAUACCGAAGAGGAUGUGAGAUUACUUAGAGAAAAAGGGAUUAUUUUGAACCGUUUGAAGAGUGAUAAAGAGGUGGCCAACCUAUGGAAUGGGAUGAACAAGUCUGUUAGGUUGACUAAAGUGCCCUUCUUAGACAAAGUGAUUGAAGACACCAACAAGUAUUACAAUGGGAAGUGGAAGGUCAAGGUGGGAAAGUUCAUGAAGCUUUACGUGUUUGGCUCAUGGCAGUGUCUUACAUUUUUGGCAUCUAUUUUGCUCUUGUUGUUGACCACUUUCCAAGCCUUUUGCUCAGUGUACAACUGUUCUCGUUUAUUUCAUGUCAAGAGCAUUUUGUGAUUCAAUGAGAGUCUAUCUCUAUCAUAGGCGAUGGAGGUUUUGAUUGGUCCAUAGUUUAGGUAUAUAUGCUUGCAAUUAAUUUGAAUAUCUUUUAUAAAUUAAUUUUUGUAUAAGAUUUUCAAUGUAACAAUUGAAUCAGUUGUAUUUCUUUUAU
This is a messenger RNA of Camellia sinensis, 1822 nucleotides long. The record is from RefSeq and is a predicted model, not a curated record. NCBI's taxonomy places the organism in Eukaryota, Viridiplantae, Streptophyta, Magnoliopsida, Ericales, Theaceae.